AUGUCUUCCGAUUCUCGCGUGUGGUUGAUCACUGGUACCUCCUCCGGCCUGGGUCUCCACCUUGCCAAGGGCGUCCUCGAAGCAGGCGAGCGCGUCGUCGCCACUGCGCGCAACCCCGCCAAGUCGGCAGGGCUGACCGAGCUGCGGGAGAAAUAUCCGGAAUCGCAGCUCCUGCUGGUGGCGUUGGACGUGACGAAGCCCGAGCAGAUCAAGGAUGCUUUUGCGAAGACGAAGGAGCGCUUUGGGCGCCUUGACGUGGUUGUCAAUAACGCGGGGUACGCGGUGAGCGCCGAAAUUGAGGCGACACCGGACGAUGUGGCGCGCGAUCAGUUCGAGACGUUGUUUUGGGGACCGGUAAAUGUGUCGAAGGAGGCACUGCAGUUUUUCAAGACUGUCAACCCUCCCGGACACGGCGGGCGCAUACUCAACGUUUCCUCCAUCGGCGGCUAUAGCGCAAACCCGACGCUCGCAUACUACAAUGCGGGCAAGUUCGCCCUCGAAGGCUUCACCGAGGCCUUCACGAACGAGAUGCCACCCGAAUGGAACAUCAAGGCCGUCAUCCUCGAGCCUGGCGGCUUUCCCACCACCUGGAACGACGACACCUCGAUCCCGCCGCACCCCGACUACCCGCCCACCGCGCCCUCGAACGUCUUCCGCGCGAUGCGCAAGACGUACACGCCCAUCGGAGACCUCGACAAGGCGGCGAAUGCCAUCAUUCGCGUGUCAAGGGAGGCACGACCGCCGCUGAGGGUGCAGCUCGGAAGCGACGCGUACGGAAUCUUCACGCAUGUGGCGGCGAAGUCGUUGAGGGAUGCGGAGCGGUGGGAAGAUCUGGCGCAUAGUACGAACCAAGAUGGGAUCGACGGGCAGGAGGUGCUGAGGAUGUUGAGGCCGGUGUUGGCGAAGGGAGAUGAUUGAGCGAAGGGAGAUGAUUGAAUUACAGAUGUAUGAAAGGAAGCUGGAAUAUGUGUACAACCGAAUUUACUCAUUGCGCUCAUGCGUAAGAUUCACAAAAAGACCUUCCCCGCCUUCACUAUACGGGUCCAG
This is a messenger RNA of Schizophyllum commune H4-8, 1047 nucleotides long. RefSeq names its product NAD(P)-binding protein. Lineage: Eukaryota; Fungi; Basidiomycota; Agaricomycetes; Agaricales; Schizophyllaceae. The record is from RefSeq and is a predicted model, not a curated record. The transcript has 4 exons. Bases 1 to 918 code for a protein of 305 amino acids.